Messenger RNA from Peronospora matthiolae, 909 nucleotides. The record is from the annotation of a GenBank genome assembly. Lineage: Eukaryota; Oomycota; Peronosporomycetes; Peronosporales; Peronosporaceae.
AUGCGCUCUCUCUGCUACGUGCUCAUGGCCGUUGUCAUUCACGGCUGGAAAAGAAAUCAGCUAAUAGCUGCGGACAGCACCCGGACCAACCUCACCGCUCACCACUCUUCCGAUGAUGUUCCUCACACGAUGAAUCAAAUGGCCGUCGCAUCAAGGCUUGAAAAGCCACACGGCUCCGCUUUGGACAAACCCGACCUCCAAGGCCAGACCAACGAAGAUAGGGCAUCUGCGGGGUCAAUUCUAACGGAUUUGGCCUUAAAAGUGGCGGAGACGAUCGUGAAUAUUGGGCCUUUUAAACUGAAGUCUAUCCAGGAUGCUGUCAAGCACAAGAAAGUGAAGAAGACCUUCGAGCAGGGGACGGUCAUGGAUCAGAACAAGUUUGUCUCGCUGCUAGUUGACGAGUUCUCAGUUCAGAAACCUCGUUGGUACUACGGAGAAUUGAUCGACUACAUGCUGAAAUAUGUUACGAGGAACGGAGAAGAAGUACGUCGUGUACAGCCCGAAGAAUUAAUGGAAGCUUUUCAUUCACUUCGUGCAAUACCUGACAUGAAAGAUCACGCCGACCGCCUGCAGGUAAUGCUGUUAAGGAAACACGUGCCCACGCUUUGGGAACCACUGAUUGCUCUAUGGGUGAAGUCGCGUUUGACCCCGGAAGACGUGAGUGGGAUAUGGACAGCUGGUAAGAGAGGCGACUUCCUGAAAGUGUAUCGUGAAAAUGAUGUGGGGGACAGCUAUUUGACCGCUCAAAAUUUGAUAGCGGAAUAUAUCAAGGAGUACGAAAAAGUGAACCCCGAGAGUGAUCGCGCUGCCCACAAAGAGCUGCUGAAGUAUUAUACAAAUCAACAACAGGCUAUACUUCAGGCUCGAGCCUUCAAAUUGGAUCAAAUAAUGACGCACCAUAUGAGUUGA